AUGUCGAAUUCCAAUGAAAAUGCAAAUGCAAAUGCAAAUUCUAAUGCAAAUUCAUCUUCAGAGGAUUAUGAGCUAACCUACAAGGUUGGAGUGGCUGAGAACAAUAACUCCAAGUUUCGGAAAACGAUGGAAGAUGUUCACACUUAUGUAGAAAACUUUGCAUCUAGGCUAGAUUGGGGAUACUUUGCUAUAUUUGAUGGUCAUGCUGGUAGUCAAGCUUCGAAAUGGUGUGGAGCAAACCUUCAUAGGUAUCUCGAACAAAAAAUACUAGAGGAUGAAACUCGAGAUUUGAGAGAUGCUUUGAAUGCAUCAUUUGUUCACGCUGAUAACGAGAUAAACAAUUCUUUAGAAGGAAAUAGUGGUUGUACUGCAGCAGUAUGCGUGUUAAGAUGGGAGAUACCGGAGACAACGGUUCCCAGUGAGGACGAAACAAUGAACUUACAACAGCAUAAGAGAAUGUUGUAUACUGCAAAUGUGGGAGAUACGCGGAUAGUCCUAUUCAGAAAUGGGAAUAGUAUACGAUUGACGUAUGAUCACAAAGCCUCGGAUAUACUAGAACUGCAACGAGUAGAAAAAGCUGGUGGUUUAAUUAUGAAGAGUAGGGUCAAUGGUAUGUUGGCAGUUACUAGGUCUCUUGGUGAUAAGUUUUUUGAUUCGUUGGUAGUAGCAAACCCAUUUACAACCAGUGUAGAAAUUACUACAAGUGAUCAAUUUUUAAUAAUUGCCUGUGAUGGGCUCUGGGAUGUAAUAGAUGAUCACGAGGCAUGUGAAAUGAUCAAAGAUAUGACAGAUCCUAAUGAAGCUGCUAAAAUGUUGGUUAGAUAUGCUCUUGAAAACGGUACCACAGAUAACAUCACAGUAAUGGUAAUACUAUUAGAUAGCUCGCAGGAACCCUUAGAGGAAUGA
Molecule: messenger RNA, 906 nt
Organism: Kluyveromyces marxianus DMKU3-1042
Lineage: Eukaryota; Fungi; Ascomycota; Saccharomycetes; Saccharomycetales; Saccharomycetaceae
Gene: PTC1
Product: type 2C protein phosphatase PTC1
Exons: 1
Coding region: 1-906 (301 amino acids)
Biological process (GO): protein dephosphorylation
Molecular function (GO): cation binding; protein serine/threonine phosphatase activity
Source: RefSeq, a predicted model, not a curated record